Molecule: messenger RNA, 1521 nt
Organism: Benincasa hispida (wax gourd)
Lineage: Eukaryota; Viridiplantae; Streptophyta; Magnoliopsida; Cucurbitales; Cucurbitaceae
Product: LOW PSII ACCUMULATION-like protein
Source: RefSeq, a predicted model, not a curated record
UUUUCUUCACCCUUCCUCAUCUUAGCUCUAUGGUGGCGGCAAAUUCUGGGUAUCGUGGCGGCAUCGAGACCAUCCCUCGAAAUUUGCUUCCAUUGACAAACUGUCAAAUUAUCUCACCACAUGUCAAUUCUCAGUUUCUCUCGAGUCGUCAAUCAUGGCGGUUUCCCUUUCCACGCCCAACAUUUCCUCCUGCAACAACAUUACUCGCCCUCCUCAUUUCUCUCGCACUUCCGAUUUCAAAUUCCGCCGCCGUAUCUGCUGCCACGUCCAUCGGAAGACGCUCUCCUUUAAUUCUAGCCCUACUCUACCAGAUUCGCUUCCUUCUCUUCACUACGCCAGACGGAAUUUAGCUAACUUCACUUGCUCGGCUGCUGAUAAACCGGAAAUCAGUUCCACGGCCAAGAUAAGAAGUGAAGUUCUGUCUCCAUUUCGGUCUGUUCGGAUGUUCUUUUAUCUCACUUUCAUCGCUAGUGGUACAUUGGGAGGACUGAUAGCAACCACUCAAUUGCUUGCUGCAUUGGCAAACUCAUCAAGAGCUGAAGAAGUCCCUGAUAUUCUAAAAGGACUUGGAAUAGACUUCGGAGCCGUAGCACUUUUUGCAUUUCUUUAUUUCAGAGAGAACAAUGCAAAAAACGCUCAGUUGGCUAGACUAUCAAGAGAAGAAAGCCUUUCCAAUUUAAAGCUUCGAGUGGACCAAAACAAAGUUAUUCCCAUCAGCACUCUGCGUGGGAUUGCUCGUCUGGUAAUUUGUGCCGGCCCUGAAUCCUUUAUCAUGGAAGCUUUUAAAUCAAGUGAACCAUUCACUGAACGACUUCUGGAACGGGGCGUUUUAGUCGUACCCCUUGCCACAGAUGUCAGUACUUUGAAUUUUGAGUUUGAUGAACGUGAAGAGGUGAAGGAUAUGACCACCAAAAGGAAAAGACUCUGGCGCUUGACUCCAGUUUACAUGACUGAGUGGUCAGCGUGGUUAGAUGAACAAAAGAAGUUGGCUGGAGUCUCCUCUGAUUCUCCUGUGUAUCUAUCUCUGCGAAUGGAUGGCCGUGUUCGUGGUAGCGGCGUGGGCUAUCCUCCAUGGAAUGCUCUUGUAGCACAAUUACCCCCUGUAAAAGGACUAUGGUCAGGUCUUCUAGAUGGGAUGGAUGGAAGAGUUCUUUGAAGAAAAACACUUUCUCUUCUUCCAAUGCUUAAACAGAUAAUAUGAAAUAGAAGCCCUUACCAUGGAAUGGAGUAAAGUUUUGCUAUCAUCUUUAAGCCAUUCAAGAUACUUCCAAUACAAAAGUUCCAACACCAUUGUCAUGGUGGAUUGGCUGAGAUAUACAGGUUUUUGUAAAGAGAUAAAAAGGAGAGAUUUAGCUUAUCUGACACCAUAAUUCUUAUUUUUUGUUAUCUAGAUUUAGUUAUUCUUGCAAAUUGUUAAUAGUUAGUUUAAUGUGUGUAUUUGUAAAGCAAUUAUACAUGGAGCUUGAUGUAAAUAACCAUGUUUUCUUAUGAAUAAGUUGGCUCUAGAGUUUUUUUUUUUUU